Molecule: messenger RNA, 2601 nt
Organism: Diaporthe citri
Lineage: Eukaryota; Fungi; Ascomycota; Sordariomycetes; Diaporthales; Diaporthaceae
Exons: 4
Coding region: 1-2601 (866 amino acids)
Biological process (GO): small GTPase-mediated signal transduction; cytoskeleton organization
Cellular component (GO): plasma membrane; cytoplasm; division septum
Molecular function (GO): GTPase activator activity
Source: RefSeq, a predicted model, not a curated record
AUGCCCGGCUUCCAAGAUAGUUUCUGGACGGGCGACUACGCCGCAGGCCUUGGCGUCCUGUUCAGCAAGCUGCAGCAGGGAGUCAUAGAGAACAGACAGGUCCUGACCAUCGCACGCAUGCGCUCUGAGGCCGAGGAGCUCUACGGUACGCGCCUCAACGACAUCGCUCCAGCCGUCGACAAGGUGCAGGGGGGGUUUUCAAAGGACGAUGGCGCUACCGUCCGGAAAGCCUACGAGGGCAUACGAACCGAGAUGGCAGAAGGCGCGAAUAAGCACAAGAAGAUCGCGCAGAACAUCAGGGACCUUGUUGUGAACCCCUUCUCUAGGUGGUGCGAAAACCACGAAACCCGGAUACAAGACUCCCAGGACGAGCUGCAGAACCGCAUCAAGGCCCACGAUCGCCAGGCCGAGCUGGUCAAGAAGCUGAGGAGCAACUACUUCAACAAGUGCCGGCUGGUCGAAGAUCUCGAGGAGGAGACCAAAUUCGCUUUCCAGGACCCGGAGAGCAGCCCCAAACCCAAGAUUCCCGAGAUCAAGGUCUCCGAGAACAAGGAGGCUGAAGUGAGCGAUGAGGACUCCAUCUUCGAGAUUGGUGAUGAGACUUUCGACGUCGAGGAGAUGAAGAAGCGUCUGGCGCAUAUGUUGAACAACAUCAAGCUGCAGGACACCAAAGUGCCAAUCCUGGGAACAUAUAUGAACACUUCGGCCGGUGCGGAUAUUGUGGAGUACCUGCAAAAGUACAUGGACACCACCAGCGUCAGCUAUGCUGAGAGGAUCGGCCAGGACCUUGUUUCCAGCGGCUUUCUGAGACUCGUCGGGAACGUUGGAAAUACUUUCGCAAACAGCUCCAAGAUGUUCUACCAGUGGCGGCCUAGGGCGUUCCAGAUGUCUGGUGUGCCCGAGAAGAAGCCAACGGUGGGCAGGACCUUCUCACUCGCAUCCAACGGCUCGGACGCUGUCGAUUCACCUGUCGUAGGGACGGUGGGCGAGUACCUAGCCGGCUGGAACCCCCUCAACAAUGCACACCCAGGCGAGACUCCACCGCAGCGCUUGCGGAGGGAGCAGAGAGAGGCCGACGACAGGUACAAGGAUGGAGUCAAGAAGCUGGACGAGGCUCGAUGCGAGCUCGAAGAGGCCAUAACCGUGCAUCUGAAGUUCCUCGAGCGGUGCGAGCUGGACAGGCUCAAGGCCAUCAAGACGGUCAUCCUAGAUUUCUCGGGAUGCGUCAGCAACGUCAUCCCCAGUCUCCAGUCUGCCGUUGACAACAUGAUGCUGUUCCAGGAGACUAUCCAGCCCGAGGGAGAUCUGCGCUACCUCCUUGAGAACUACCGCACCGGACGCUUUGCUCCAAAGGUGGUCGUGUACGAGAACUACUACAACAAGGUCGACGAGCAGACCUUUGGUGUUGACCUGGAGGCCCGCGCCAGAGCGGAUAAGAAGCGAGUGCCCAUGAUGGUCACUACGAUCCUCACCUACCUUGACAACCACUACCCUGAUCUCGAGGGCGACGAGGCCAGGAGAGGAGUCUGGCUGGUGGAUGUGCCAUUAUCUCAGACUCAUACCCUGCGGAACAAGGUCAACGACGGCAAACCUUUCUCGCCUGAUGUUCUUUCUGAAUUCGAUAUACCCACUGUUGCAAGUUUGCUUAAGCUUUACCUCCUCGAACUACCCGACUCUCUGGUGUCUUCUCACGUUUAUGAGAUCAUCAGGACUAUAUACACCACGCCUAAUCCGGACACUUCAGACGCUGGACGUGUCUCGGUCCUUCAGCAGACGCUCUCCCAGCUGCGGCUGACGAACAUCGCCACGCUUGACGCAUGCAUGAACCACUUUACGAGGUUGAUCGAAUUGACAAGCGCGGACGAGGAGUACGUCGCUGCUCUUGCGACAACACUGGCACCCUGCAUCCUGAGACCACGCGUGGAGACGUCCUUGACCAUGGAGGAGAAACACGCCUACCGCCUACUACGCGACCUCUUCGCUCACAAGACUGCAAUUUUCAGCGAAUUGAAGCGCAUGUCUACUCUGGGCCACUCCACAUCGGUAACCAAUUCCAACAGCGACAGCAAAAAUCGUCCACGCGCCAUUAGUACUGAUGAGAGCAACCGAAGGAUACACCAGGAGGAACGUCAACGGGCGCUUCUGGAGAAGGCAGGAGGCGGCCGUAGUAGAGCCACCUCCCCGGCCCCAAGCCCCCGCGGCUUCGGCUCUCACCGACGGGAUAGGAGUGUCGGCAGAUUCCCGGUGCAGACCAGCCCCACCGAGAAGAACGACCGUGUGCGCAUGAGCAUGGGGCCGAUCCUAGGCGUGAAGCGAUCCAGUCUUGAGGUGCCCGGCGAAGGCGGCACGCCACCAUCCUCGGUGUCCACGGAAUCAAUCACGAACGGCAGUGACUCGACAGAAUCGCCCACGUCGGUCAGGGGCCGGUCGGAGACGCUGCGGUCCAACGACUCCCUGGAGAAGCGGAACUCCCUCGGCCGUAACCCAGCGCGGUCUUCACUUGGCCGGCGGAUCCCUGUCAACCCCACGCCUCUGACCGAAGCUGCGGGUGACGAGCACACCCGGGGUGUGACCUUGGAGGAUAAGCCGAUGGACGACUAG